UGGGGCUGCUGCGGCUGCGAUCGGAGCCUGCGGAGCGGGGCUGGCUGGGGCAGCCGGCGCUGGGGCGGCUGCGAUCAGAGCCUGCGGAGCCGGGUGCGGGCAGCGUCGUGUCCCGGAGCCCUCGGCGGUCGCUGCGCUGCGGUCCCGCUCAUCGCCAUGGAGAAGUACAAAGCUCUCGAGCAGCUGCUCACAGAACUUGAAGAUUUUCUGAGGAUACUGGACAAGGAGAACUUGAGCAGCACUGCUGUGGUGAAGAAGAGCUUCCUCUCUGACCUUCUGAAAGUCUACACCAAGUCCAGUGGUGGUGAUGAGGAGUAUAUUUAUAUGAACAAAGUGACAGUCCAUAAACAGCAGGGUGACCAAGAGAAACAAGACAAAGUGCUGGAUCAGAAGAACUCCCUGACCAAUGGAGACUCAGGGCUGCAUCUGUCACCUCCUCAGAAGAGCCUGCCAGACCUCCCCCCUCCAAAGAUUCUUGAAACAAAACAACCAGCAGUCCCCAAGAUUGAAUCCCCAGAGGGAUAUUACGAAGAGGCUGAGCCCUAUGACAUCUCUGUAAAUGGUCUUUUUGGUAGGCUUGCUGCGGCUGGACCCAGGCCAGGGUUGCAGGUUACUGAGGGCGUUAUUUAUGCCACAAUAACUAUGGAAGAUGGUGAAGCUGUUAGUAGUUCCUACGAAUCUUACGAUGAGGAAGAGAGCAGCAAAGGCAAGUCAGCAACCCAUCAGUGGCCAUCCCCUGAGGCCACCAUCGAGCUGAUGAAGGAUGCCCGCAUCUGUGCCUUCCUGUGGAGGAAGAAGUGGCUGGGACAGUGGGCAAAACAGCUGUGUGUUAUCAAGGACACCAGGCUGCUGUGCUACAAGAGCUCCAAGGACCACAACCCCCAGCUGGACGUGAAUUUGCUGGGCUGCACAGUCAUUCACAAGGAAAAGCAAGUGAGGAAGAAGGAGCACAAGCUGAAGAUCAUCCCCACGAAUGCUGAUGUCAUCGUACUGGGGCUGCAGAGCAAGGACCAGGCAGAGCAGUGGCUCAGGGUAAUCCAAGAGACCAGUGGUCUGCUCUGUGAAGGAGGCAGUGAAGGCAACCAGUACAUCCCAGACUCACAGCGUCUCAGCUACCCAAAGGUGGAGGUGUCUGAGAGAUACUCUGCAGCCUCCGAGAGCGGGAGCAGCACCGAUGGCCACGCGGAGACAGCUGAGGCAAAAGAUGUUAAGAAGAAGGGCACAACUGGCCUGAAACUGAGCAACCUGAUGAACCUUGGGAGGAAGAAGUCCAGCUCCCUGGAUAGCCCAGAGAGAUCCCUGGAGACUUCAAGUUACCUGAAUGUGCUGGUGAACAGCCAGUGGAAGUCACGGUGGUGUCAGAUAAAAGAUGGGCACCUCCAUUUCUACCAGGACAGGAACAGAAGCAAGCUGGCUCAGCAGCCCCUGAGUUUGGCAGGCUGUGAGAUCAUCCCAGAGCCGAGCCCUGACCAUCUCUACUCCUUCCGCAUCCUGCACAACGGGGAGGAACGGGUUGUUUUGGAGGCAAAGUCCUCAGAGGAGAUGGGCCACUGGCUGGGCCUCCUCUUGUCGGAGUCAGGCUCGAAAACAGACCCAGAGGAAUUCACCUACGAUUACGUGGAUGCUGACAGGGUUUCCUGCAUUGUGAGCGCUGCCAAGAAUUCCUUCUUGCUAAUGCAGAGGAAAUACUCUGAGCCCAAUGCCUACAUUGACAACCUGCCCAAGGGCAGGGUACAGCAGGACGAGCUCUACGACGACGUGGAUCUGCCAGACCUGCCUGUGGAAGAAGUACCCAAGAGUGAGAGCAAACUGGAGGGGGAUCAAGACAGAGUGUAUCUGGAUCUCACCCCAGUGAAGUCCUUACUGCACUGUGCUGGCAAGAUGUCAUGUCAGUCUUCCCCUCUCGGGUCACCAUCUCUGGAAAGGGCUGCCAAGGCUGCCCCAGAGAGCACAGCUGAGACAGCCCCCAUGGCUAAGGAAGCUGAGCCCUGUGCUAAGGCAGCAGAGACCUCGGAGCAGAAACACCCAGAGAAGCCAGAGCCCGAGGAGGCUGUGCCACGGGUGCCUGCUGUCAAAAUGCAGAGCCAGCAGCAGAGCAGUGUGGUCCCCGAGGUGCCAGUGGGGCCAGUUCCAGCAGGCAGUCCCCAGCUGGUGCCUGCACACCGGCCCAAGAUGCCACUGCCAGCAGGAGCAGUGGAAACCAAGCUGGGCAAGAACAGGACAGAGGCAGAGGUGAGACGGUUCACGGAGGAGAAGGAGAGGCUGGAGAAGGAGAAGGAUGAGAUCCGAGCUCAGCUCACCCAGCUGCGCAAGGAGAGGCGGGAGUUGAAGGAAAUGCUUGGUGGCAGCACAGACAAGAGCCUGGAGCAGAGGCUGAAGGAGAUAGAUGAAGAAUGCAAAAGGAAGGAAAGCCAGAGGGUGGACCUGGAGCUGAGCCUGGUGGAGGUGAAGGAGAACCUGAAGAAGGCAGAGUCUGGCCCGGUGACACUGGGCACGGCAGUGGACACCACACACCUGGAGAACACAGCCCCACGGGUUCAGGCCAAAAGUGCCAGUCCAGCAAACAGCACAGAGAACUCACCGGUCAACUCAGCCACGGCUUUAAAAAACCGGCCCUUAUCUGUUAUGGUCACGGGGAAGGGAACAGUCCUACAGAAAGCUAAGGAAUGGGAGAAAAAGGGAGCUAGUUAGAAGCACGUUGCUCAGAGAUGGACUAAAGACUCAAAUUGCCCACGCUUGGCCCAGGGGAUUCAACCAUCUGUCCGUGGAGGUUGGGUGUUCAGCACCACCACACACCAAGUGCCUCCUCCACGUGGCGCCCGCGGCUCCGAGGCAGCGCUGGAGUCACAGCUGCUGAUCAGAGUUAUCCCACAUGAACCUGCUCUCUCCAGACAAAUCCCAACCAUGUAGCUAAAACAAUAACAGCCAGUGGCAAUCCUUCCAUCAAAGUCCUAACCCAGCUGAUGUAAACAAGAAUGUUACUGUACAUAGGGGGCGUUUUGUGUAUUUCUACUCUGAAGGUUUAUCAAUGAGUUAUUAAGGUUUCUAUAUUAGUGACUGUAGUGGAUUCAGAAGGAACCUCUGCUGUUCCUCAGCCUGGUGAGUUUGUACCUGUCCUGAUAAAGUUGUCAACCUGUCUUGCUGCCAGUCAUCACUCAGCUGCAUUUCAUCCAGCCUUCAAUCAAGGGCUAUCCCCACGUGUAAGCAAUUCUUCAAAUAUAAAUGAGAAGCACACAGCAGCCUGUCCAGGGCAUUUUUUAAUCAGUGUCUUGAUGCAUGCCAGCAUCUCCUACCAGCUGCAGGUUUGCUAGAAUAUUGAGCUGCUCACCUUCUCAUGCUGUAAGCUGUGUUACAGACUGGCAGCACCAAGAGCUCUGAGCAAAGAAGAUCUGCCAGGCAGAUUCAGUUAGCUUUCUUGAAGAUCUUACUUCACCUGAGGAGGCUGUUCUGGAAAAAAUGAAAAAAAAA
Camarhynchus parvulus is the source of this 3468-nucleotide messenger RNA. It is a transcript of the gene AFAP1L2, whose product is annotated as actin filament associated protein 1 like 2. Bases 157 to 2691 code for a protein of 844 amino acids. Gene Ontology annotation, molecular function: SH2 domain binding; SH3 domain binding. Lineage: Eukaryota; Metazoa; Chordata; Aves; Passeriformes; Thraupidae. The transcript has 20 exons. Gene Ontology annotation, cellular component: cytosol. The record is from RefSeq and is a predicted model, not a curated record. Gene Ontology annotation, biological process: inflammatory response; positive regulation of DNA-templated transcription; regulation of mitotic cell cycle.